AUGAAUCUUUAUGAAAUAAAUCAAUCAUAUAAACGAAAACAAGAGAAAUUUAAAAAACUUUCAUCUUGUUUUCAACAAAUGUUUUAUAAAGAUACAUUACAUUGUUUUACUACUUCAUUUUUACCAUAUGGUAGUUUUCGUAUUGGUAUUAAUGAACAAGAUCUUGAUACAGUAUUUGUUUUAAAUGAACUUAAAUUAGCAAAUGAUAAAACAAAUUUUGAUAAAUCAUUUCUUCAAUUAAAACAUGAUUCAAAUGCAUUACAUAAUCAUGUUGUUAAUCUACUUGAAACACAAAUAAAUGGAAAUCUCAAAGUUGAAAUUAUUUUUUAUCGAAAAGUUGAAGCAUUAUUUCCAAUAAUAUCAAUUUUAUUUAAUGAUCAAACAAAAGUAGAAAUGUAUGUACAAACUGAAAUAAAUAACAAACAAUCUUCGAACGUUUCAUUCUCUUCUCAACAGUCUAUACACGGGGUACAUGAUAUUGAACGUCUGUUAACAUAUGUUCGUUGUCCACCUAUAUUUCAAUAUCUCUUGACAUAUAUUCGUACUUGGGCUCAACAUGUUGGUCUUUAUGGACAAGUAUACGGUUAUUUAUGUGGCUAUUCUUUGGCUAUUUUAUGUGCAUAUAUUUGUCAUACAUAUUUACCACCAAUGAAAUCUCUUUCAUCAAUCGAACAAUUUUCUAUUGAUGAAUUUUUCUCAUUAGUUCAACAAUUUUUUUCAACUUUUGCAAAUUUUAAUUGGUCAUCACAAGCAUUUUGUCUUUAUCCAAAAACUUAUAAACAAUUAAAUCCAUUAGAAAAAUCAUCAGUACAUAAUCGAGAUUCGAUGCGUAUUAUAUCACCAAGUCCACCUUAUAAUAAUACAGGUCGAUCAACAAUAAAUUCUAUGCGUGAUUUAAUUAUUCAAAGUUUUCAACGUGUUCUACAAUUACUUGAUACAAUAAAUACAAUUAGUUCAGAAGAUAAAUUAAAUGGAUUAAAACAAAUUCUUGAAUUAAAUAAUGAUUUUCCAAAUGAAAAAAUAAAAUCACUAGUUCAAUUAACACUUUCAAGUGAAAAUAAUAAUGAAUUAGAUGAAUGGAUUGGAUGGAUGAAAUCACGUUUAGUACAUUUUAUCAAUGCUUGUGAACGAGGAUGUCAUUUAACUAUUCAAACACAAAGUACAAUUGAAUAUAAAUCAAAUAAUACUGAAGCAUUAUAUUCUAUUGGUUUUCAACUUGAUCCACAAACAUUAAUUCAAAAUCGAAAUUUUUCUAGUUGUUUAAAGAAAUUCCUUGAUCAAUUUCAUUUAUAUUCAAAUCAGAAAGAAUCAAUGAAAUUUACAUAUAAAAUAAUCUCAAUACAUGAUUGGAAACUUGAACGAAUGCAACCAAAAUCACAAAGAACAACUAAAUAA
This is a messenger RNA of Rotaria sp. Silwood1, 1395 nucleotides long. Lineage: Eukaryota; Metazoa; Rotifera; Eurotatoria; Philodinida; Philodinidae. The record is from the annotation of a GenBank genome assembly.